Drosophila bipectinata is the source of this 457-nucleotide messenger RNA. It is a transcript of the gene ND-B14.5B, whose product is annotated as NADH dehydrogenase (ubiquinone) B14.5 B subunit. The record is from RefSeq and is a predicted model, not a curated record. Gene Ontology annotation, cellular component: mitochondrial inner membrane. Gene Ontology annotation, biological process: mitochondrial electron transport, NADH to ubiquinone. NCBI's taxonomy places the organism in Eukaryota, Metazoa, Arthropoda, Insecta, Diptera, Drosophilidae.
GCUCAGCUGUCCACCUCUAUUGUUUUUUUCUAUCAACAUGAGCGCUGUGAACGAUCCGCUGGAGUUGUUGUCCAAUAAAGGCAAUCGGGAGCCCAGUUUCUUGAGUCCCAUAUGGAACCCCUUGGCUUGCGGCUUAGCCGGAGUGGGCGUGGCCCUUUUCGUCAACUGGGGCUUCCGCAGACCCGUGUUUUCAGGAAUUCAGAAGCACAUUGCUUUUGGAGCGAUUGGCGUGGGCGCCGGAGUAUAUUUUGAUCAGAAGAGGGGCGAAUACCUGGCCAAACGCGAUGCCGUUCUCCGGCAUUAUAUCGAAUUGCAUCCCGACGAUUUCCCCGUUAAAGAUCGCAAGAAGUACGGAGAUGUCUUGGAGAGCUGGGUGCCAGUCCGUUAAGUGGAUUUGAUUCGUUGUUACCAAACAAAUUGUGGAAGUAGUUAAUAAAACAGCUUUAAUUGUAACUCA